GCAGCUCGUCGAGAGUGCGUUUCUGUGCAUUUCUGUGGGCAGUGCAGCGCGUUUGCGCGCCUUACUCUGUGUGUAACUUCCUUGUCCAACACUGGUAAAAAUGCGAGGCGGGACGUCCGCGCUGUUGCACGCGCUCACCUUCAGUGGGGCCGUGUGGAUGUGCACCCCAGCGGAGGCUUUGCCGAUUCAGAAGUCUGUGCAGCUGGGCAGCUUUGACAAAGUUGUGCCGAGCCGCGAAGUCGUCUCUGAGAGUCUUGCUCCGUCUUUCGCGGUGACUGAGACUCACUCGUCUGUGCAAUCCCCCAGCAAGCAGGAGACGCAACUCUGUGCUAUCUCGAGUGAAGGCAAGCCAUGUCGAAACCGUCAGUUGCACACUGACAACGGGUACUUCAUCGGGGCCAGUUGCCCCAAGAGCGCUUGCUGCAGCAAGACCAUGUGCGGCCCCGGCGGCUGCGGAGAAUUCUGCUCCAGCAACUGGAUUUUUUGCAGCAGUUCGCUCAUCUACCAUCCUGACAAAAGCUAUGGAGGAGACUGCAGCUGUGAAAAGCAGGGCCAUCGGUGCGACAAAAACGCAGAAUGCGUCGAAAACUUGGACGCGGGUGGGGGUGUGCACUGCAAGUGCAAAGACGGCUUCGUCGGCACUGGGUUGACUUGCUCCGAGGAUCCUUGUUCAAAAAGAGGGAACGCGAAGUGCGGACCCAACGGGACGUGCAUCGUCGUCGAUUCAGUCAGCUACACAUGCACCUGCGGCGACGGCGAAACUCUAGUGAACCUCCCGGAAGGGGGACAAGGAUGCAAGAGGACUGGAUGUCAUGCCUUCAGGGAGAACUGCAGCCCUGGUAGAUGUAUUGAUGACGCCUCGCAUGAGAAUGGCUACACCUGCGAGUGCCCCACCAGGGUACUCACGUGA
This is a messenger RNA of Toxoplasma gondii ME49, 910 nucleotides long. Its product is annotated as EGF family domain-containing protein. The record is from RefSeq and is a predicted model, not a curated record. NCBI's taxonomy places the organism in Eukaryota, Apicomplexa, Conoidasida, Eucoccidiorida, Sarcocystidae. Bases 101 to 910 code for a protein of 269 amino acids. The transcript has a single exon.